ACCCCGAGAUAAAAUGUUGGAUUCUGCCGGGCGGUGGAGAAGACGGUGUGCAGCCAGACAUCUCGUCCUCACCUGAGAGCUCUGAACAAACGAAUCUCCCCGAUUAAGCCAGUGCCUCGUCACAACGCGCGCUUUCGACUGUGGUUAGAAAAGAAACGAGGUCCCCUGGCUAUUGCGACCUAUAAUCCACCAUGGCUGCUCCAAUCUCCACCGUCGCAGAGAGCAAGGAGCUCAGAGGGCUCAAUCUCGUCGCCGCUCACUCCCAUAUCAGAGGUCUCGGUGUCGAUGCAGACACUCUUCAGCCGCGAUCAUCGUCUCAGGGACUUGUCGGUCAAGAAAAGGCGCGAAAGGCGGCCGCCGUGAUCUUGCAGAUGGUCAAGGAAGGAAAGAUCGCCGGUCGUGCACUUUUGAUCGCUGGCCCUCCUAGCACCGGAAAGACCGCCAUCGCCAUGGGCAUGGCGCAAUCUCUCGGAUCCGACGUCCCCUUCACCAUGCUAGCCUCAUCUGAAAUCUUCUCGCUGGAGAUGUCGAAAACCGAGGCGCUUACGCAGGCAUUCCGGAAGUCUAUCGGAGUGAGGAUCAAGGAGGAAAGCGAGAUCAUCGAGGGAGAAGUGGUUGAGAUCCAGAUUGACAGGAGUGUUACAGGGGGCAACAAACAAGGAAAACUCACGAUCAAGACGACGGACAUGGAGACGAUUUACGAUAUGGGGACCAAGAUGAUUGAUUCCAUGACCAAGGAGCGUGUGAUGGCCGGAGAUGUUAUUUCUAUUGACAAAUCCUCGGGGAAGAUUACCAAGCUCGGUCGUUCUUAUGCUCGCUCGCGCGACUACGACGCCAUGGGACCUGAUACCAAGUUCGUGCAGUGCCCUGAUGGCGAACUGCAGGUUCGCAAAGAAAUCGUUCAUACCGUCAGCCUGCAUGAGAUCGAUGUGAUAAACUCUCGCACUCAAGGUUUCCUCGCCCUCUUCUCCGGUGACACUGGCGAGAUUAGAAGCGAGGUCCGGGAUCAGAUCAAUACGAAGGUGGCGGAAUGGAAAGAGGAGGGCAAGGCGGAGAUCAUCCCUGGCGUCUUGUUCAUCGAUGAAGUCCACAUGCUGGAUAUUGAGUGUUUUGCAUACAUCAACCGGGCUCUCGAGGCGGAAUUGGCGCCCAUUGUUAUCAUGGCCAGCAACCGUGGAAUCACCCGUAUCCGGGGAACCAACUACCGCUCGCCACAUGGGCUUCCCCUUGACUUUUUGGAUCGCGUCGUUAUAGUUAGCACACAGCCAUACGCCAGCGAUGAGAUCAGACAGAUUUUGGCCAUCCGUGCCCAGGAAGAAGAGAUUGAUCUCUCUCCCGAUGCCCUUGCCCUCCUGACAAAGAUCGGACAGGAAUCUGGCCUCCGAUAUGCCAGCAACAUCAUUACCACGUCGCAUCUGCUGAGCCAGAAGCGAAAGGCUAAGGAGGUCAGCGUCGACGAUGUUCAGCGCAGCUACCAGUUGUUCUAUGACCCCAAUCGCAGUGUCAAGUUCGUCAACGACUUCGAGAAGCGGUUUAUUGGCGAAGAGGGCGGCGUCAGCUUCUCCUACGCCAACGGUGACGCCAUGGAGAUUUCGUAACGCUCUGGGGUAUUCCCUCUUCAUUUUCCCUACUAGGGUCUAUUCUUUCAUGGAGAAUUGGGAUGGAUGUUGUCCGGACAUGGAAAAAGUAGCACUAUCUGUUUUGUUUUCAUACCACGUUAUGUACGAUAAGGCCGGCGCUUGUUCAGGGCUCGUCAGCAGGGU
Messenger RNA from Paecilomyces variotii, 1763 nucleotides. Its product is annotated as TIP49 C-terminus-domain-containing protein. Gene Ontology annotation, biological process: chromatin remodeling; regulation of transcription by RNA polymerase II; box C/D snoRNP assembly. The coding region runs from base 192 to 1598 and encodes 468 amino acids. Lineage: Eukaryota; Fungi; Ascomycota; Eurotiomycetes; Eurotiales; Thermoascaceae. The transcript is spliced from 3 exons. Gene Ontology annotation, cellular component: NuA4 histone acetyltransferase complex; Ino80 complex; Swr1 complex. The record is from RefSeq and is a predicted model, not a curated record. Gene Ontology annotation, molecular function: ATP binding; DNA helicase activity; ATP hydrolysis activity.